Homarus americanus (American lobster) is the source of this 1543-nucleotide messenger RNA. Its product is annotated as vitellogenin-like. The transcript has 3 exons. Bases 1 to 1530 code for a protein of 509 amino acids. The record is from RefSeq and is a predicted model, not a curated record. NCBI's taxonomy places the organism in Eukaryota, Metazoa, Arthropoda, Malacostraca, Decapoda, Nephropidae.
AUGGUCCAUCAGGUUGUUCUGUCCGAGGCCAUAGACCGUGUCUUGGUGUCGUCAGUAUCGUGGUGUAAACGGGUGUACGAGCAGGUGGUGCAGGAGGCCCACCAGAAGAAUAUUACAUUCCCGCCAAAAGAGAUGAACAAACUUGUGGAGCAGGUCUUGGUGGAUGUUCGGAUGAUAUAUCGCGACCUGAAUGUUGACGUAUUUACCCCCGCGUCUGAAGCACUCUGUCGCAUCGUGGAGAGUCGUGCAGUCUCCUACACGCUCGAGGUGAGUCACCACGCCUGGCUCCUGCUGCGCUGGAUACAACAACAACUCCCCAAGCAAGAGGUCAGGCCCUACCAGGAACAUAUAAACUUGAAGGAAGAAAUUGAGGACCUUAACUGGCUUAUCAAGGACGUUGCUGCGAAGGUUAUCCACGCGAUAGCGAGCGGCGACCUGCGUGGCACAGUGCAUCGCCUGCUGGAACAACUGGAACAAACCAGUAUCUUCAGGAUGGUGAAGAGAGAAGUGGAUGCCCUGAUGCAGCAGUACCCAGUGGAGUACGAGGCCAUCAAGGAGGUGAUGGCCAAGGUCGGAGGCGUCCUCUUGUCUGAUCUGGAUACACUGAGGCAUGACCCAGUUACCCUCCUGACAGCCAUCUUAAUCUUCGGGAAUGUCGAUGAACUGAUGCAAAAGGUGAAGCUUAACGCUAUAACGAUGCUGUACGACAUCCUGUGGGCCUAUGACUCCCACACCACCUUACCUUUUAACAACGUCAUGUGGAUCAUCUACACACUCCAACCACCCAGAGUCACAGACCUCCUGCCGCCUCAUACCCGCACAGCCAUGGUAGUGGGUGAUACAGAGAUCCUCACCUUCGACAAUGCCAAACUACGAGCACCCAUAUCACCGUGUAAGGUGGUGCUGGCUGCCUACGCCUCCAACAAGCUUACCAUGGCCCAUCCACAACCCUCAGCCCCACCACAGAUCACCUUAUCUACUCGCACAACUACCGUCACCAUUAAGCCGGACUUCCGUGUUGAUGUCAACGGACGGGAAAUUGGCACGUCAGAUGUCACUAUUGGUGAAUUAACUAUUGAACAAUCAAACCUUCAGGUCAAACUGAUCUCACCCUUCAUGAUCGUCCGGGUGGCCACAAAAGAGCGAGUGGUAUCUCUGGAGGUGUCCGGCUGGACGUUUGGUCGUCUGGCGGGUCUCCUGGGUACUUAUGAUGGUGAAUCUGGAAAUGACUGGACCAUGCCCACUGGUAUACAGGCUUCCACCCUACAAGAGUUGGUGACGUCAUGGCAGGAGGACCAGCAAUGCCACGCCCCUGACGUCUCCCUUGUGAGCCCCGCCCAGGUCACAACAGAGAGACUCUUCCACUGCUAUCCACUCCUUGGAGUUUGGUCUAGGUGUAACUCAUUAGUUCGGCCUGAGCCCUUCAUCCACCUGUGCUAUACGACCACCGACCCUUGCUACGCCGCCCAGGCCUACCGUACAAUGUGCACUACAAAAGGUAUUGGACCACUCGUGCCCAGAGGAUGUUAAAUGUAUAAAAUUA